This is a messenger RNA of Spirodela intermedia, 487 nucleotides long. Lineage: Eukaryota; Viridiplantae; Streptophyta; Magnoliopsida; Alismatales; Araceae. The record is from the annotation of a GenBank genome assembly.
AUGUCAGAUAAGGUGCGUGCCCUUUCGCCUUCUCGCUGUUUCACGUUUCAUGGCAAACCAGUGACGCCCUUCUCCUAGCAGUUCUACUGCAUGGUCAUGAGGAUGAGCAUCGACUGCAACGGCUGCUACAGGAAGAUCAGGCGAAUCCUCCUCAAGAUCCACGGUGAGCAGUUCGACCCCAAGAUCUGGUUCUCUCCAAGAACCUGGGAUCUGAUUCUAACUCUGAGGAGACGCGAGGGGAGAAGAGCUGGACAGCCAUCUGAUCGAGAAGGAGGAGGGCCGGGUGAGCGUCUGCGGGGAGUUCGUCCCGCAGGACCUGGCGAUCAAGGUGAGGAAGGCGGUCAACCGCCGCGUGGAGAUCCUCGACGUCAAGGAGGUUGACCACCGCGCCGGCGGCGGCGGGGAUGGCGGCGAUAACGGCGGCAGCGGCGGCGAACUGAAGAGGAGAUCAUCGAAGAAGAAGAAGAAGGUCCGGUUCGCCCUCUGA